This is a messenger RNA of Anoplopoma fimbria (sablefish), 3733 nucleotides long. RefSeq names its product zinc finger and BTB domain containing 21 (gene zbtb21). The record is from RefSeq and is a predicted model, not a curated record. Bases 91 to 3150 code for a protein of 1019 amino acids. Lineage: Eukaryota; Metazoa; Chordata; Actinopteri; Perciformes; Anoplopomatidae. The transcript has 2 exons. Gene Ontology annotation, molecular function: RNA polymerase II cis-regulatory region sequence-specific DNA binding; protein binding; DNA-binding transcription factor activity, RNA polymerase II-specific. Gene Ontology annotation, biological process: regulation of transcription by RNA polymerase II. Gene Ontology annotation, cellular component: nucleus.
AUCACGACCAGCGCGCAGAAAUCUACACAACACUGAGUAAAGUCGCGGCUGUGCGGAGGAGAAAGGGCCACAUUGACGACGGGGCAGGCCAUGGAGAGCCUAGUGCAUUACAGCAACACCUCCCAUGCCCUCUCAGUGUUGGGGGUUCUGAAUGAGCAGCGCCUGCGGGGCCAGAUGUGUGACGUAGUCCUGGUUGUGGCAGACCAGAGGUACCAGGCCCAUAAGAGUGUUCUGGCUGCCACCAGUGAGUAUUUCCAGACCCUGUUCACACGGACGGACGCAGAGUCGCUGAGAGUUGUGAACCUGGACUUCUGUGAGCCGGACGCCUUCGAGAUAGUUCUGAAUUACAUCUACUCCUCCUCCCUGUUUGUGGACAAAGGCAGCCUGGCAGCCAUUCAAGAGCUGGGCUACAGCCUUGGAAUCCCUUUCCUCACCAACAUCGCGUCGACAAGGCCCCACGCAUCCUACUGCGUGUCCAGGAAAAGGCUUUCGUUCUCAGAGGGUGACGAGAACGACGUCCAGACAAGGAGCGUCAUUGUGUGUCGGGUCCGGAACGACACAACCCACCCUUCUCGCUCGAGUUAUCAGAGAAAAGCAUCAGAGAGAUUGUCUUCUUCUCCCCACUCUGCUCGAGAGCCUGCUCUGCCUCCAUCGGAACACAACUCGUAUGAAUCUCUCAGAAACUCUGAAUCCGUCAGCAGGAAAUCAUUGGAGCAGAGUGAAGCUGCAGAGAGGAAGCCCACCUAUCCCUACACCUCCAUAUUGAAAGGGAACUCAUCGCACAUCACAUCCGUUCGGCCCCAGCUGACAUCAUCGGUGUCUUUCAGUGAUGCGGAAGUGCAGCACUCCAGGCUGCAGUCUGGCACUGACCAGGACACCAAAGAGGAGGAUGAGGGGCUGCAGCCCCACUAUCACACCAAAGUGCCCUUCCGGGGUCAGGCCACUGAGCCAAGCCAGACCAUUGACAGGAGCGGACCGCUCAUAAAAAGCCUACUCCGAAGAUCGUUGUCCAUGGACAGCCCUGUUCCGGUGUUCUCGCCCACGCUGGAGCUCAAGGAGCUGCAAAACCGCGAACAGUCUGUCGUCAAAAUGGCAUCAAAAGCAUCCGGGCCAGAAACAUCCGCUCACAAUGGCGAUUCAAAAAGAACAUCUCCCCUGGUUCUCAGGUCAAAGUACCCCAGCAGGUAUGAUGAAAAUACUCAGGUAGAAAGAGAGUACAGUGUGAAAGCUGAGCCCAGCAGUCCACUCGCUGACCCCAUGGACAUUAUUCGAAUCACAGUUGGAGAUGCGUUGCCGGUCAAUCUUAGAGACUUGCAAACAAAUUACGAGCAAGAUUCCCGGUCCGACUUCAAUCCCUUUGGGAAAAGGAAGGACAGGCCGGACAACAGAAGGUACCCAUUCAAAAAGAACAAAAUAUUUAAGGAACAUACCCUCUCACUUGAUGAAGAAGUGUCAGAAACAGUACCUCAGAGUGCCGGCAGCGACUCCAAUGAUAACCUUGGGGAGCCGCCCCAGAACAAGAUUUUCAAAUGCUGGAACUGUUUGAAGGUUUUCAGGUCCAGCGCUGGACUGCACCGCCAUGUAAAUAUGUAUCACAACCCCGAAAAGCCGUAUGCUUGCGACAUCUGCCACAAGCGCUUCCAUACCAACUUCAAAGUGUGGACUCACUGCCAGACUCAGCAUGGUGUAGUACAAAACCCAGCAUCGUCCUCCAGCUCCUCUGUGCUGGAUGAGAAAUUUCAGAAAAAGCUGAUAGAUAUAGUUCGAGAGCGGGAAAUAAAGAAGGCCUUGCUUUGGAAGUUGAAGAGGAAUAAGCAGGGUCUGCAAUCUCCUGCACUCGCUAAGAAGAGAUCAAGGCCCAGCUUCAUAUGUCCUUACUGUGGGAAAGUAUUCGUGUUCCAGUCUCAGUACAGACAGCACUUAAGAACACAUCCUGCUGAAAAGCCUGACGAGGAGGUGGAGAGCGAGAGCUUCCUCUACCAGGACCAGGAUGAGAACAUUCAACAGAAGAACACGGAGGCUGGCCUUUACUCCUGCAGACUCUGUCAUAUGAAGCUGUCUUCACUCUUCGAGCAGGGCGACCACGAGAGGGGCUGUCGACACGCAACCGUGUGCCCUUACUGCGGCCUCCGCUUCUCUAGUCCGACGGUCAAGACGGACCACGAGGCUCAUUGUAAGUACAAGAAACUGACGUGCCUUGAGUGCAUGCGGACCUUCAAGUCGUCCUUCAGCAUAUGGCGCCACCAGGUGGAGGUCCACAACCACAACAUGAUGACAGUUAAAGACCAGAUUCACCUGAGGCAGCAAGAGAACAACGAAGAGGCGCCUGAAAUGCUUGGGGAGGAGCAUUACUGUGACGAGCCUCAAGGGAGCUCAAGGGAGGUCAUCACUUACAGCGACUCCUCGGGUCUGCCCAUGUACGAUUCAGAAGACUCCUCGUCUUAUGUGCCUGAGGACCUGAGCAUGGUCCACCACGGCAGGCUGGUGGUGAAAGAAGAGCCGUUAGAGGAGGCUGUGAGCGAGAUGGAGAACUCAGAGACUGUCCAAGCGGGCCCCGAGGAACCCGGUGUGUGGCCGUGCGAGAAGUGCGGAAACCUCUUCAGCUCUCGCAAAGACCUGGAGCGACACCAGGAGCUGCUAUGUCACAUCAAACCAUUCAUCUGUCACAUCUGCAACAAAGCCUUCAGGACCAACUUCCGCCUUUGGAGCCACUUCCAGUCCCACAUGUCAACCGCUAACGAGCCUGGAGCCAAAGAGAUUGACAGAGACCCGUCGUCUCUGUCCCCCUCCCCGCCCGCGACCCCUCAAAGCACCGAUCGUCCCUCCCCACAGGCCUCCGUGCUCAAGUCCGCCCAGACGGCGCCAGUGGUCGCAGUAAUGGCCGAGGAGUCCAGCAGCCCGGAGCCCUGCGGCUCGUCAGCAAGCAACAUGAAGAGGCCCGAGCUAGAACUGCAAGCCAGCAGCCCUCUGUCAAGGUCAAACAGCAUGGAGAACGCAGGGGGCCCUCAGGAAUCAGACACCCUCUUCUACCACGCGCCGUCUCUCUCGGCCCUGACGUUCAAGAGGCAGUACAUGUGUAAACUCUGUCACAGGACCUUCAAGACGGCCUUUAGUCUCUGGAGCCACGAGCAGAGUCACAGCCACGUGUAAGCAUCAGACAAGUAGUGGUGGUGGAUUUUCUCUUGGGACAAUACUUCAUAUUAGAAUGAACACACCUCAGCCUACAAAAGGAAGACUCUGAAUGUAUAGCUUGUUUGCUUGCCUCAAAUGUCAUAUAUAUAUAUAUAUAUAUAUAUGAAGUGGCCAUGUUCAUUAGAGGUGUAAAUGUGAAUGUGCAAUCAAGUGCUAGAGUUCUCUGUGAGAUGAGAUGAUUAUAACUGGUUUAUUUUCCUUUCAAAUUGAGCUAUAAGCAUUUAUCUAUUUUAAACCUCCUUUGGUUGUUUACUUGUAUUUAUCUGUCUAGGUGUUUUUGAGGAAACAAGGUACAGAGUUGCACCAGCUGUUCCACGUUUACAGUGGCAACUGUGUACAUUGUUCUCUCAGAGUGUGGAAAAAGUGCUUUAAAAUUUGUGGAGGUUGCAGUUGAAUUCGAGUUUUGCUUUUUGACCCUUCUAUCAGAUCUAUCUCUUGGCGUAAGCGACAUCCCUUAAGAUAAUGUCGGUGGCCUCAACAAUGACUUUUAGUAUGCACUUUGUUUAACAGUUUGAUUCUGUUGGGGGGGGGGGGAGCAUUG